This is a messenger RNA of Labrus bergylta (ballan wrasse), 692 nucleotides long. The record is from RefSeq and is a predicted model, not a curated record. Lineage: Eukaryota; Metazoa; Chordata; Actinopteri; Labriformes; Labridae.
AGACUUCUCCAUGUCCCUCUAGGGACUGCUGACCACCUCAGACCGACCACAGACUUCACAAAUGGAGAAUUUACGAGAGCCUGAAACUGAAAAGAAGCCAAGAUGUCUGAGGGAAAGAAGAUGACAUCGAGCCGCAGGCAUCAUCUCAAGAGUUUGAUGCUGCAGAUUGCUGCUAGCUGGAUUGAGCAGGAAACUAAGGACAUCACCGCUGCCAAAGAAGCUUACAUGGCGGAGAACUGCCCCACCCCCGACCUGAGCCAGGACCAGGCAGCUCUGAUCGAAAUGUGCAAGAAGCUGCACCAGGCCAUCGACAAGAUCGAUGAGGACAGAUACGACAGCGAGGCCAAAGUGGCAAAGACAGACAAAGAGAUCGAGGAGCUGAAGCUGAAGGUGAAGGAGCUGGGCGGAGUGAAGAAACCCGCCCUGAAGAAGGUGCGCAUGUCAGCUGACGCCAUGCUGCAGGCUCUGCUGGGAGGAAAACACAAGGUGACCAUGGACCUGAGGGCCAACCUGAAACAGGUCAAGAAGGAGGUCAAAGAGGAGGCUGCCGAAGGCGUUGGCGACUGGCGUAAAAACAUCGAGGACAAAGCUGACAGGAAGAAGAUGUUCGAGACCUCCUAAAGACUUUCUCUCCCUCUGGGCUGCUGCCUUGCUUUCCUCUGUUACAUCUGACAUUUUUCAUGGAAAAAAAA